AGGAAUACAGAACUAUUUUUAAUAUGUCUGCGCCCACGGAAUGAUGCACAUUUCAUACUUUGCUGCGUUUCUGACAUCUGUCAGCACAUAGGCCUAAAUAUGGGUAGACCAUAGAAGGACAUUCACAAAACACAGAAGUGAAUAUCAAACACAACAUCAUGCAUCAAAAAUGUUCUUAGAGUUAAAACUUAUAACAUCAGAUCAAAAGGAGAAUAUCUCGCUAUAGGGGAAGUGUUCCCAACCUGUUAAAAGAAACGGAGAGGGCUACAUUAUUGCAGCUUCCUGGACCAGUGUCAGCUCGUUACUUGUCUUUGAGUUUGUUAACCCAACAUCAAAAAGAUCAGUUUCUCCAUGGCAAAAAUACAAGAACUGCAGACAUUAUCUGGCCACCAGGACCGGGUUUGGUGCGUGGCAUGGAAUCCAACUGGAACACUGCUAGCUUCCAGUGGUGGAGACAAAACAAUCCGGAUCUGGGGAAAAGAGGGGGACAAAUGGGUGUGUAAGAGCAUCCUGGCAGAAGGCCACCAGAGAACUAUCCGCCGAGUUGACUGGUCCCCAUGCGGUAAUUACUUAGCUAGUGCCAGUUUUGAUGCCACCACUAACAUUUGGAGCAGAAAAGAGGGAGAAUUUGAGUGUAUCGCAUCCCUUGAAGGUCACGAGAAUGAGGUCAAAGCCGUAUCCUGGGCUCCGACUGGAUUAUUGCUGGCCACGUGUAGUAGAGAUAAAAGUGUCUGGAUAUGGGAAGUAACGGAGGAUGAAGAGUAUGAGUGUGCUAGUGUCAUCUCUAGCCACACCCAGGAUGUUAAAUAUGUAGUGUGGCAUCCAACCAGAGAGAUGCUAGCAUCCUGUAGCUAUGACAACACAAUCAAACUGUUCAGAGAGGAGAUAGAUGAUUGGACAUGCUGUAACACUUUGGAAUCCCAUACCUCCACUGUGUGGAAGUUGAGCUUUGACCACACAGGUCACAGGAUGGUUUCAUGUAGUGAUGAUAAAACAUUGAAAAUUUGGCAGGAGUAUUUACCAGGAAAUCCGGAGGGGGUAGAUACUACAGGCAAAGACUCGACAUGGAAGUGUGUGUGUACAGUGUCAGGCUAUCAUAACAGAGUAAUAUACGAUGUAGAUUGGAGUCACACAACUGGUUUAAUUGCCUCAGCAUGUGGUGAUGACUACAUCAGAAUAUUUAAAGAAGAGACACCUGAUAAAAACCAGCCAUCCUUUAGUCUGGUCUGUAGCCAGAACAAAGCCCAUUCACAGGACAUAAACUCUGUAUCAUGGAAUCCAAAAGAAGCAGGUCUACUGGCUUCAGGCAGUGAUGAUGGCGAUGUUAAGCUAUGGAAAGUGGUGUUUGAUUAAAGUCUUACGUAUCAGAAUUACUA
Ostrea edulis (European flat oyster) is the source of this 1376-nucleotide messenger RNA. Its product is annotated as probable cytosolic iron-sulfur protein assembly protein CIAO1 homolog. Lineage: Eukaryota; Metazoa; Mollusca; Bivalvia; Ostreida; Ostreidae. The coding region runs from base 352 to 1353 and encodes 333 amino acids. Gene Ontology annotation, biological process: iron-sulfur cluster assembly. Gene Ontology annotation, molecular function: protein binding. The transcript has 6 exons. The record is from RefSeq and is a predicted model, not a curated record. Gene Ontology annotation, cellular component: cytosolic [4Fe-4S] assembly targeting complex.